GAACUGAAACUAAGCGGGGUGUCGGUCAAAGACGGAGCGGUGGGUGGGGCUAAAACUACCGCCUUUUGAUUGGCCCUCGUUCCAGUUCGUGAUACUACCAAUUGUCCAAUCACACACGCGUUCAUGGGUUAGACCAAUAAAAACACGCCAUCAGAAACGUCCCCGUCUCUCUGACAAUUAGCAUAGACCAGUCAAUAAAUGCCUCUGUCCCGCUCUCUCUCCUCAUCGUCUCGUGAGGUUUUGAUCUCCAGCAGCAUCAUGCCUGAACCAGCGAAGUCCGCGCCGAAGAAAGGCUCCAAGAAGGCCGUCACCAAGACCGCCGCGAAAGGAGGAAAGAAGCGCAGAAAGUCCAGGAAGGAGAGCUACGCCAUCUACGUGUACAAAGUGCUGAAGCAGGUUCAUCCCGACACCGGGAUCUCUUCCAAGGCGAUGGGCAUCAUGAACUCUUUCGUCAACGACAUCUUCGAGCGCAUCGCCGGUGAGUCGUCUCGUCUCGCUCACUACAACAAGCGCUCCACCAUCACUUCCCGAGAGAUCCAGACCGCCGUGCGUCUGUUGCUGCCCGGGGAGCUGGCCAAACACGCCGUGUCCGAGGGCACCAAGGCCGUCACCAAGUACACCAGCUCCAAGUAGAGCUCCGCUGCAGCUCCACACACAAAGGCUCUUUUAAGAGCCACACAACUUCUCACUGAAAGAGCUUCUAAUGUUUGUAGGACGUACUGUAAUAUCUCUCAUUUAAACUAGCUUAAGUUAGAUGUGUUGAAGCGGCUUAUUUAUCACAGGUGGCCAGGGAAGGGCCAACAUCCAGUCCGGGGUGGCACAGAAUCUUCAUUACUUUGCUUAAAAAAAAUGUGUUCGACUAUAAUGUAGGCAUAAUGGGCUAUUUUUAGUGCCUUAAACACAACUGAGUACAAUUAAUUUCUACUUUACUGAAUUGAGAUUGCAAUUUGCAACUUAGAUCAAGUAACACUGGGAGAAUAUGACACUUUUUUUUGUAUUCCUCACCUCCAGGUAUUUUAAUAAAGGGGCUCACUUUAGCUUUAUUGCUCAUUCAGCUUCUCAAAACUCGUAAAUGCUUGCCCUCCGACAUUAAUCAUGGAUGAGAAAAAGUGAUGAAAAUGUGAAAAAGGCCAGGAUUUCAUGACUUAGCUGUAGACAUCUUCAAGACUAAAAGACUUUAAACAGCCCUUUAAUCACAGAGCAGAUAAAUAAGUCAAAGCUUGUUCUUGUGUUAUAGUUACUUGAAUCUAGGCUGUCACGCUAUAUUUCACACACUGAUUGGCCAAAAAUAUAACAUUAGCUCUACUGAACACACACGUCUGCAAAACACACCCUAAGUCUUCAGUCCAGAAAUAAGCUUUUCAUAUUUCAUAGCAGUCGAUUCUGUUCCCCUCUGGAAUUCCUGUUUCCCCUCGGGUUGCAAGGUCUGUGUAAUAAACCCAACCAAAUAGUUUGUCAAACAUUGCCCCAAAGUAGCCUAAAUUGUGCCGCAUGCAAAUACACCAAACACAACUGGAUGUAAGGAAAGCAAAAAGGGACAAAUCUCUUGCUACACCGCAGCAUAGUAAAAUGAUUCUCACUCUACAGUUAAUGUUCUGUUAUUAUUUUUCUUCAUCUUGCAGUUGUUGCUUUGUUUUUGUCUUAUGUCCGAGUUUUUGCAGUUUAAUUUUUCCAUUGCAAAUUAGUGUAAUCUGUCCGUGCUGUCCUACACUGACACAUUUUUUCAUAGUAAAGUGAGUAUAAUGAUACACCAACACUUUAUAAUAACAAAAAGUCAGUGCUUGUCAAGAAACUAUACUUAACUGACUUAAAGCA
Carassius gibelio (silver crucian carp) is the source of this 1815-nucleotide messenger RNA. Its product is annotated as histone H2B-like. Gene Ontology annotation, molecular function: protein heterodimerization activity; DNA binding; structural constituent of chromatin. Gene Ontology annotation, cellular component: nucleosome. Lineage: Eukaryota; Metazoa; Chordata; Actinopteri; Cypriniformes; Cyprinidae. The transcript has a single exon. The record is from RefSeq and is a predicted model, not a curated record. Bases 199 to 633 code for a protein of 144 amino acids.